This is a messenger RNA of Perca flavescens (yellow perch), 2346 nucleotides long. Its product is annotated as zinc finger protein 883. Bases 92 to 1912 code for a protein of 606 amino acids. NCBI's taxonomy places the organism in Eukaryota, Metazoa, Chordata, Actinopteri, Perciformes, Percidae. The transcript has 4 exons. The record is from RefSeq and is a predicted model, not a curated record.
CACAAACUUGCUCACUGUGCAAAAAGACGCAUUUACAUUUAGGAGCGUUAUGACAAACUCGAUAAAUUAGACCGUCGAGUAACUCAUAAACAUGUUGAGCCUGGAGACUUUUGAGAGUCAGAUAUCGGCUCUAAUGGAGACUGUGGUGGACGCGGCGGUGACGGAGCUCAGCAGACUUCUGGCUAACGUUGUGGCCGCUCAGAAGCGCUCUGCUGCGGCUCCAGGAACGGCUAUGAAGAGCGAAGAGGAAGAGAGCGAAGUGACUCCAUCGGAGGACAAAAACCCGUGUAAUGAAGCUAUAACGAAGCAGUUUGCAUCCCUCAUGGAAUCAUGGACCAAAGGUGCAGUAGAGCAAAUACUGAUGAUGUUGAAAGUGUCCAUGUGUGAAGCAGAGGAUGGUCCUCCUGCAGAGCAGAGGGCUGGGCUGAAUGACAAGACGAGACCGACGAGCACGAAGCCGAAAGCAGGGCAAGUGGCCGGGCCCAAAAAGCCUCAGCCAGAAUCAGCAUCCAGAAGCUCUCGUCAGAAAAGAAAGAAAAUGGAGGGUGGACCUGAACCAGCAAUAACAAAGGAGAAUGACCACAUAUAUCACCGAGUUUCAGCUGACGCAGCCACACAUGAGAGGAACUCUGGGUCCCCAUCUGAACCUGAAGCUAUGCUUACCGAGGCCACGUCAGAGCAGGCCUCCGGUGUAAGCAUGGAGGAUGGCGCCCAUGACCAUACAGACACUUCAGCUACCACAUCCAGAGUGAAAAAGAAGAAGACCACAGGGCUGUUGAAGUGUCCUUCUUGUGACAAAUUGUUUGCUAUGAAGUGUACGAUGGAAAAACACUACCUGACUCACUCCAAACCUCACAUUUGCCCCGAGUGUGGGAAACGUUUUGCUAGACAACAGCAGCUCAUCGCACAUUCAAGACGUCACAGCGGCGAGAAGCCCUUCAAAUGCUCCGAGUGUGGGACACAGUUUGCUCACAAGUCGACCUUCGUCAGACACAUGCGUCAGCACCGCCUGAAGAAACCGAGCACCCACACGUGCGUGCUGUGCGAGAACCAGUUCACCGGGGUGUUGGCACUCCAGCGGCACAGGUGUUGCGCCUUGAAAAAGACGUUUGUCUGCUCGCUCUGCCCGGAGACCUUCGAGUGCCGACAGAGUUUGGCCGAUCACGAGAAUCUGCAUUCGGGAGAGCGAGAUUUUAUCUGCGAAAUGUGCGGCGAGAGUUUCUUCUCGUCCUCGUCCUUGGCCACCCACCGGGUGACGCACACGCAGAAGGAAAACUGCUGCGACAUGCUCGGCCUCGGGUGCAGCGACUCGAGCGUCCUCAGAAAUCACCUGAGCAAACACAGCGGGGAAAAGCUCUUCUCCUGCGAGGUUUGCGCCAAAGGCUGCAGUCACAAGAGCGCUCUGCAGCACCACAUGCUGACCCACACGGGAGAGAAGCCGUACGUCUGCGAGACCUGCGGCAAACGCUGCGGCCACGCCAGCGCGCUCCAGAACCACAUGAGGAUCCACACGGGCAAGAAACCGGGGCAGCAGCCGGCCUGCGACGUGUGCGGCAAAAACUUCCGCAGCUCGGUCAAUCUCAAAUAUCACAUGAGCGUCCACACGGGGGAGAAGCCUUACGCCUGCGACCAGUGCGGUAAAAGGUUCAGCAACCCCAGCAAUCUCGAGGUACACGCGAGGAUUCACUCGAGGGAGAAACGCUACGGGUGCAACAUCUGCGGCAGGAGGUUCACUCAAUCCGGCAGCCUCAAGCUGCACCGACGGGUCCACACUGGAGAGAAGCCGUAUUGGUGCGCGGUCUGCGGGAAAAGAUUCAUUUACAGCGGGGACUUCAAGAAACAUCAGAGGGGUCACCUGCCCGAUGAGCCCCGAGACUCAGGACGCUCGGAAAACACUGCUGUGAAAAUCUAAAAAAAGUCAUCGCUGGAUCACUUCACGUACUGAUACGUUAACCCUCUGAGGGCGAAAUACACACCGGAUCGUCCAAACAAUGUUUGACAAAACCCCUACUCAAAAAGUGAUACUACAGAAUUUCAUUUCAGCCAUUUAUUUACCAUUUUAAAAUCAUAUAUAACCGAAGACUUUGUUUUCAGAAGAGAUUUGGGACUUUUCAUCUUUAGCACCAAAUUACAAUAUCUCUUUACACUAGAAAAAGUGGGCGUAUGGAAAGUUGAGUUUGUUCUGAACAUUUUUAUAUGAAACACAUGGGGAUCAGUUCUAUGCAAAUACCUUAAAAAAGGUAAAUUAAGAAGAUAUGUGAAAAUGCCCUUCGACCUCAGGGAGGUUUAAAUACUGUAAACUCGAGAUCGUGCUGGGUAAUGUAACAAUAAAUACUGUGAGAUGAU